AUGACAGUAGAUCAACAAGAGUUGAAGAACAUAGUAAUUAUAGGUGCUUCAAUAGCAGGACAUGAAGCUGCCAAUCAUCUUUCAACCAACUUACCUCCCAAAUAUCGGAUCUUGUUAAUCGAUGCGAGAAGUUUCGCUUGGUGGCCUAUCACCAUACUAAGAGCGGUUAGAGGGACACCCCAUCAGGUCUUAGCUCCUAACAAGGUGAUGUCACUUAAAGAGAGCUCGGUGGUAUUGGAAAGACCGUUCGAGGGGUCCAAUGAAAUACCUUUCUUUCGAUGUGUCAUUGCUACGGGAGCAUCGCAACCCCUCCCCACGAUGCCAGGAUGGAACCAGACAGAAACAGAAUUUAUCGAAUCGCUUAAAGCUGCCCAGAGGGAUGUAGAGGAAGCUAAGAAAGUGGUAAUUGUAGGGGGUGGCGCGGUAGGAGUUGAAAUUGCAGGUGAAAUUGCCGCUCAUCAUCCUGAUAAAUCAGUUACCCUGGUUCAUAAAGCUUAUGGAUUACUUUCACCUACACCACCGGAUGAGAUCCAAGGGAAAGUCCAAAAGGGUGGUAAGGAAGUUGGAAAUUACUCUUCUCCACCUACUGAUCCUAGAUUAUCAGUAGAGUUGAAGAAGAUAUGUGAUAAAUUGGGUAUAAAAGUCAUUUUGAAUGAUAGAGUAAUCAUACCUCCUCGGAAUCCACCAAAAGCAUGGAAUGGUCAAUUCUGCUUACAACCUUCUCUCGUCACACUCAAAUUGACGAGCGGUAAAAGCCUAGAGGCAGAUUAUGUUUAUCCUGGAUGCGGGAUGAAACCCAAUUCGAAACUCGUCCGAGAUGUCGAUGAGGGUGCUUUGGACGGUGAACUCAUUAGAGUUGACGAGUAUCUAAAAGUAACAACAAAUAAUCCAGGAGAAUCUAUUUUCAGUAAAGGAAGAUAUUAUGCUUUGGGAGAUGUAUGUUCAAGUCCCGGUUUCAAAAUCGCUAGGACGGCGAUCGUGAAUGCACAAAAGGCAGCAACCAAUAUAAUGAACGAAAUCAAAGAGAAACCAUUAAGUAAAUAUAGUGCAGGCCCAAUCUCACAUCUUGACCUUCCCUUAGGUCCCAAUGAAGGUGCGGGAAUGACGAGUUUCGGAUGGCUCGGGACAUGGGUAUUUGGGUCGAAAUUUACUACUUUGAUUAGAGGGAAGACAUCGGGGACGGAAAGGGUUUUUGUGGGCAGGUUUAGGGGUGAGAAGAAGAGUGAGAUUGUUUUUGAUUGA
This is a messenger RNA of Kwoniella mangroviensis CBS 8507, 1242 nucleotides long. RefSeq lists its product as uncharacterized. NCBI's taxonomy places the organism in Eukaryota, Fungi, Basidiomycota, Tremellomycetes, Tremellales, Cryptococcaceae. Gene Ontology annotation, cellular component: cytoplasm. Gene Ontology annotation, molecular function: electron-transferring-flavoprotein dehydrogenase activity; flavin adenine dinucleotide binding. The coding region runs from base 1 to 1242 and encodes 413 amino acids. The record is from RefSeq and is a predicted model, not a curated record. The transcript is spliced from 9 exons.